This is a messenger RNA of Dendroctonus ponderosae (mountain pine beetle), 1626 nucleotides long. RefSeq names its product m7GpppX diphosphatase (gene Dcps). Lineage: Eukaryota; Metazoa; Arthropoda; Insecta; Coleoptera; Curculionidae. The coding region runs from base 496 to 1587 and encodes 363 amino acids. Gene Ontology annotation, molecular function: ubiquitin conjugating enzyme binding; hydrolase activity; ubiquitin protein ligase activity. The transcript is spliced from 2 exons. The record is from RefSeq and is a predicted model, not a curated record. Gene Ontology annotation, biological process: protein polyubiquitination; protein monoubiquitination; deadenylation-dependent decapping of nuclear-transcribed mRNA. Gene Ontology annotation, cellular component: P-body; nucleus; cytosol.
GGGUGUACAAUAUAAUUGACCACAAAUCUGAGAGCGACAGAAUUUUAGUGGAAGACACUGAUCCUAUAAAUGGCUUUGUAGUGGUGCCAGAUCUUAAGUGGAACGGCGAUUUGGAAACAUUGUAUUUUCUGGCCAUUUGCAAUCGAAGAGAACUGAAGUCCAUCAGAGAUCUAACGGCUGAACAUCUUCCUUUACUAAACAAUAUCAAGGCGACAACUAUUAAUGCAAUUAAGUCUAAGUAUGGUUUAGAUGGUUCUCAGCUACGGAUUUACCUACAUUACCAGCCAUCCUUUUAUCACCUACAUAUUCACUUCACGUACCUGAGACAUGAAGCUCCAGGAAUUCUAGCUGAAAGGGCUCACCUGCUGACGACUGUUAUAAGCAAUUUAGAACUUAUAUCAGACUAUUAUCAGAAAGCUACUAUUCCAUUUGUUGUGAGAGAAAAUGACAGCUUAUUUGAAGAAUUAGCAAAGCAGAAUCUGUUGAAGAAGCGAGAUGGAAAGCAAAUUCCAUAAAUCAAUUGUUGUUGAACUUAGACCUAAGCUGAAAAGUGCAAGUGUUUUUAUAACUUUAAAGGAUGAUUGUCCUAAUGCCACAUCCGUUAUUUUAGUUGAGCACGACUUUAAAGUGGUUUUUGAAAAUGCUGAAAAUUUUACCGUGCCACUGACAAAUUUUGAUGCUCAAUCGUCUACUUUAACAUCCUUAAAAAUAUCAGAACACUUUAUUUCCUUUAGGCUCUUAGCGGGCCAAAGUAACGUUUCAAAUUUUGGUAGUUUUAAAACAGAGCUGCUUGAAAAUAAUGAUAUUGAUAGCAAAUUGAGUAAUUCUACUUUUAUUAAAAAUAAUAUUUUAUAUGCAAUCGACUGUGCAAAUUGCCAAAGAAGUUUAGGUCCCGAUAUUAAAUUUGAAAGAGUGCUGCCACUUCCUGAAAAUUUAGAUCAGGCAGAUUGGUUCUGCCACGGACAUGAUUCAAACCCUGUCAAUUUGCUUGAGCCCAAAACAAAAGAUUUUUUAUUUACUAAUUGCUAUUUCUGCAUUCACAAAGAUAAAAUUAGUAAUUGUUUAUCAAAAAAUAACGUGCUAGUGUGCAAAUUCUGUUUCAAUUGGCUGGGAACAUUAAGCGAAAAUUGCACAGUACGACUGUGGUUUAAUACAGUAACUUUCAGAGAUAAUAAUUGCGGAGUGUUCAACACUGCACCAUUGACAGAUGCAUUUUUAACAAUUCGCGGACUUUUCGAAUGUAGUUUGUUAAAUUCUAUUAAAGCUAUUUUCGUUUAUAAGAAUUCCGAUGGAGCAAAACACUACUUGUUACUCUGGGUGUUAGAGAAGCAACUGAAUAUUUUGCUUAGCUUGAAUGAACAUUCUAAAUCCACGAACGUUGCGAAAACGUUAUUUAAAUUUCUUGAUCAUGAUGACAAUGAGAUUCUUGAGCAAUGGAAAAAUGAUCAAAGCGUAGAUGUUGUGGACGUUUCAAAGAAUAUGAUGGUGGAAGUUAUGAAGCACUUGUAUAAUAACAAUAAACUAUUUCCGGUAGAGUAUUCCAAGUCCAAUAAUUUCCUUGUUUCAUAUUUAUGUAUGUAUGAUUAAACGGGUUUUAAUUGAAGAAUAAAAGUUAUUUUAUAUCUA